CGGCUCAGCAGUCCCCUCCGAUCCGCUGGUCUGUCGAAAGAGGAAGCUGCGGGUCGUUUGGCAAAUUUGUGCCAGGGGGAUUCGCGUUUGGUGUCUUUCCCGAGUUUGAGAAAUCUGCGUACAGUGAAAUUGUAUUUUGACCGAAAGAAGAUGAAGCGCAGUAUAGAAACAACGCGGACUCGAUAAAUCAGUAAAAGGGAAUGUUGUGAAAUACACGAGAGGAUUACUCUACUUUUUAAUGAAGGCAACGCCUGAAAGAGAGGAGAGAAACCCAGAAGAGACGGGAACCGACGGCCGUUUGUUGAGCACCACCAUGGGGACAAGUUUAGCAGCCGGCGCGGCUUUCUGUUUAUGUCUGCUGCUUUCCAGCGUUGCGGGGUUCGAAGGGAUUUUUCCUCAGACUUUAAACUUGUCUUCUUAUGAAAUAAUUACUCCGAAGUUAAUUAGAAGAGACCGACAGCAUGUUGAAUCUUCUGUUCCAUUACAGGUGUCUUACAUUAUUGAAGCAGAAGGCAGAGAAUACACAAUUCACCUGAAAAAGAAUGAAGAACUUCUUUCAAGAGAUUUUACGAUAUUCACCUACGCAAAAAAUGGAACAUUGAUAUCCAGUCAACCAGAUAUGCAGAAGCAUUGCUAUUACCAAGGAUUUGUUGAAGGUAUUCCUGGAUCUGCAGCAGCUUUCAGUAUUUGUUCUGGUCUAAGAGGAAUUCUGAGCACUGUGAAAACCACUUAUGGUAUUGAACCUUUGGAUUUAUCUGUGGCCUUUAAACACCUUAUUUAUCGCCUUGAAAAUGUGAGGUCUGAGUCUUUUACAUGUGGAACAUCUCAUGCUGGCCACAAAACAGAAACAUUAGGAAGCAUUGCCCAUCCAAUCAAGACUGACUUAUUGAGAAAAAAACGAGACAUCUUGCCACAAACGCACUAUGUUGAGCUGUUUCUUGUUGUGGAUAAGGACAGGUAUGACUACAAGAACAAGAAUCAGACAGCGGUGAGAGAGGAAAUGGUUCAACUUGCUAACUAUCUUGACAAUAUAUAUAUUGCUCUGAAUAUUCGAAUUGUCCUGGUGGGCCUUGAGAUUUGGACAAAUCAGAAUCAAAUCAGUGUUGAUGGUGGUGCUGGUGAAGUCCUGGGAAGAUUUGUCCAGUGGCGCGAAAAAACACUUGUGAGCCGGAGAAGGCACGACAGUGCUCAGCUUAUCUUAAAAAGAAGUUUUGGUGGAACCGCUGGAAUGGCCUUUGUUGGAACAGUCUGUUCAAGGAGUCAUGGUGGAGGAAUUAAUGCGUUUACCAAUAAUAACCUGGAGUCCUUCGCAUCCAUAGUUGCUCAUGAAUUAGGCCAUAACCUUGGGAUGAACCAUGAUGAUGGAAGAAGUUGUCCAUGUGCAGUUCAGGCCUGCAUUAUGAACUCUGGAGCAACGGGCUCGAGAAAUUUCAGUACAUGCAGUGAGAAUGAUUUUGAGAAUUUGAUUUUGAAUAAUGGAGGAAACUGCUUAUUAAAUAUUCCUCAUCCCAAUGAAGCCUACAGCCCACCAUACUGUGGCAAUAAAUUAGUGGAUGUAGGGGAGGAGUGUGACUGUGGAACACUGAAGGAGUGUGAGAAGGAUCCUUGCUGUGAAGCAGGAACAUGCAAGCUGAAGAAAGGAGCUCAAUGUGCCUAUGGUGUCUGCUGCAAAAACUGCCAGUUCAUGCCCGGUGGAACAGUGUGCAGAGAGAGGAGCAAUGAGUGUGAUCUACCAGAGUACUGCAAUGGCACUAGUCAGCUUUGCCAGCCUGAUGCAUAUGUACAAAAUGGACACCAGUGUAAAAGUGGCAGCGCCUACUGUUACAAUGGGGUUUGCCAGCACUAUGAAGGGCAAUGCCAGAAACUUUUUGGUGCAAAAGCAAAAGUUGCUCCCGAGAUUUGCUUCAAAGAUUCGAAUGUGAAGGGUGACAGAUUUGGAAACUGUGGUUUUCAAGCAAAUGGCUACAAAAAAUGUGAAAGUAGAAAUGUAAUGUGUGGAAAGCUGCAGUGUGAAAAUGUUGAUGGCGUCAAUACUUUGUUUGGCAUCCAACCUAUUCUGAUGAAAAUAUUUUUUGGAAGCAUCACCUGCUCCGGUGUGGACUUCCGUUUGGGUUCUGAUGUCCCAGACCCCGGCAUGGUGAAUGAGGGAACAAAAUGUGAAGAAGGGAAGGUUUGCAUGAAUUACCAGUGUGUCAAUGCAUCCAUUCUUCAGUAUGACUGCAAUGUCCAGGAGAAGUGUCACGGGCAUGGGGUCUGUAAUAACAAUAAGAACUGUCACUGUGAUAAGGCCUGGGCCCCACCACACUGUGACAUCAGCGGUUAUGGCGGUAGCAGUGACAGUGGUCCAACAUAUAAUGAUAAGGAUACUUCAGUACGGGAUGGGCUCUUGGUUUUUUUCUUCCUUAUCCUUCCUCUUCUUGUCCUUGGCUUGUUUGUCUUCUUCAGGAGAAAUGAGCUAAAGAGGAGAUUCUGCAGAAAGCGAUCCCAAGCUCGCAAAACACCAUCUGCAGUAAAUGCUGGAAAACCGUCUCCGAGUGCCUCAAAUAAUAUCGUUAAAGAUGGGCAUCAGGCUCAGUUAUUACCACCAGAAGAGGUCGUUCAAACUCACAGAACGUCGUCAGCCCAGCCAGCAUACAGAGACUAUCGUCAAUCUCCGUCUAGGCCGUCAGCUCCAAGACCGCUAGUGCCUCAGAGACCAGCGCCUCUGCCACCCGUAUAGCCUACAAGUGCAGCCUUCUGGGGCAUGUGGGAGCUGCACAGAUUGUAUGAUUUAGAGCAAAGUUUUUUUUAUUAUUAUUAUUAGAAGAUUGAGCCAACAAGUGUACACUUCUUUUUAAAAGGUAUUGAUUUUUUUAUAAAGAAUCACAUCUGGGCUGCUGAAUGUACUGGGUGCUGGGUAAUGAUCACUUGCAGAUGCCACUGGGAGAGUUGGGCUGUAUUUCAUGGAGCAUCUAUGACUGCUGAAAAUACAGUUGGUUUGUCUGUUUGUUUUUUAAUCUUCAAGACUGUUUGUGCUGUGCUAUGUGAUGCAGAAUAAAUCGGCACAAAGACUCCA
Messenger RNA from Polypterus senegalus (gray bichir), 3055 nucleotides. RefSeq names its product disintegrin and metalloproteinase domain-containing protein 9-like. Gene Ontology annotation, biological process: proteolysis. Bases 239 to 2719 code for a protein of 826 amino acids. Gene Ontology annotation, molecular function: metalloendopeptidase activity. The transcript is spliced from 23 exons. NCBI's taxonomy places the organism in Eukaryota, Metazoa, Chordata, Cladistia, Polypteriformes, Polypteridae. Gene Ontology annotation, cellular component: plasma membrane. The record is from RefSeq and is a predicted model, not a curated record.